AUGACACCAAAGCCCGCGAACAAAGGCUCGGGUGCAGAGCACACCCUACUACCGGCAAGCAGACUCAUGCCGCCAGAUCUGUCCUCUCCUACGUUUGACGAUCUACUCCACCUUGCGCUCUUUCGAGUAUGCGAUGCAGCAUUGUGUCUAGACACGCGACCACCAAGAUUGUUCCCCACAGCUGAGACAGUCUUUGGAAGAUACUUUACGGUAGAUGACUGGCGCAUGCAUGGUGACUUGGAGACAGCAAUGGGAAGAAUGAACUACAUGUUAUCGGACCUGCCCGAGAGAGGCGUACCGGCGAGUUGCCACCCUGCUAUCAGCUCGGUCCUGUCGUCUUCUUCUGUUCUUGCAACUUGGAGAAAGUUCGUUCAUCGUCUAGAGUGUCAUGCCAAAGAGGAAUCGGAAUGGAUCAUCGGCCAAAUGCAAAGUCAGCAGUCAAACUCAACGCACUUUGCAAAGUCUGACUUCAUAACAGCCCCAGUUGAUUAUAGAACAAUCCCUUCGGCCUCAGAGCAUGCCAUGGCGUUAUGGCACCGUUCGCUGUCGGAGAUUGCUCUACAAGUAUCUCAAGAUCAUUUCGAAGACGCAAAGUCCUUUCUACAGAUUUUCGCUUUUUUGAAAGAUCCGCUAGGAGGGCUAGAAAGCAAUUUUGAGAGGGCUGUACCGUUGUUCGUCUACCUGAUGGCGUCGCUAGACAGAGGUUUGCUAGCUCUAUCUAACUCCUUCGCUGCAGUCGCACAAGCUGCACAGGAGGCUCUAUUUCUCUCGGAUCCGUUACUAGAGAACGUGAAUUAUGUCCAUUUCUCGGGCCACCAGCAACUGCCCUACGUGUACGUGGCCUUGAAUCAACUUCCGCGUUCAGAGUUCAGUAUCCCGGGCCAUGUUCUUCACAUUAUUGAAGAGAUGCUCGCCAGUGCGGAGCAAUCAGCAUUUCAAACAUGUGAAAUCGCCCCAAUAUCGGUCGCCUCUUACCCGAGUCUACCAAUAGGUCAGGGCAAGCACACAACAGUGAUCAUCGAUGGUAACCAUCGGGCCACGGCAACUAUGGUUCUGCGACUGAUUGCCAUGCAUCCUGUCGUAUUGAAAACACAGAAUGCAGAUGACGUGCUUAGUGCAUUCUGCGCUGACCACGGUCUCAGCCUCAAAUGGAAAAUCGACCUGGCUGAUGUCUUGGCAGCCAUUCGAGACAGUCCGUGUUGCACAUUGAUCCGAGCCAAGAUGCACCUUGUGCAAAACUUCCGGACAGUUGACACCAUCCCCGCGUUGGUAGUCAGAGAGGACAAUUUUUUCACAGCCUGUCAGCAGCGACCGGCGCUAAGGGACCGUCCUCGGCUCCUAUUGCCUAUUCAUCAGGCGCUCUAUAAUGACGAGAAAUUGAAGUUUGCCUUCCCACAGGCAGGGCAGGUCCAUGGCCGAGCGGUUGGAUUCAAGCCGAUGCCACUCUUGCAUUCAUCUAGCGUGGAUGUGCCCGAUUUCGCUGAUAAUGCAUCAAAAGGAGAUUUCCAUUUUGAUGUUUCCCCGGUUGUGAAUUUGGAGCUCUGA
Messenger RNA from Aspergillus affinis, 1545 nucleotides. RefSeq lists its product as uncharacterized. NCBI's taxonomy places the organism in Eukaryota, Fungi, Ascomycota, Eurotiomycetes, Eurotiales, Aspergillaceae. Bases 1 to 1545 code for a protein of 514 amino acids. The record is from RefSeq and is a predicted model, not a curated record. The transcript has a single exon.